This is a messenger RNA of Coturnix japonica (Japanese quail), 2901 nucleotides long. The record is from RefSeq and is a predicted model, not a curated record. NCBI's taxonomy places the organism in Eukaryota, Metazoa, Chordata, Aves, Galliformes, Phasianidae.
AGGGGCGGGGCGGGGAGCGGGGACCGCGCUGCCGUCGGUGCGAGUUUGUCGGUGUUUGUCGGUGUUUGUCGGUGUCCGCCAUGAGCUCCGCGCCCCCCGUGUUCAUCAGCGCUGCCGACGUGGAGCGGCUGCUGCCCCGCGCCAGCCUGUUACUGCCGGGACUCGAGGCCGCGCUCAGCAACUUCUCGGCGGGGCCGGCGGGCGGCGUGGAACAGCCGCUGAGAGCGGUACUGAGAGUACGGCCGUACCGGGGGUUCCUGGGGGUCAUGCCGGCCUACAGCGCCGCUGACGACGCGCUGAGCACGAAGCUGGUGACGUUCUACGAGCCCCGCGGGGACUCGGCCGCGCCGUCGCACCAGGCCACGGUUCUGCUGUUCGACCCGCGCUGCGGGGCGCUGCGGGCGGUCCUGGACGGUGCCGUCAUCACGGCGAAGCGCACGGCGGCGGUUUCUGCCAUCGCCACCAAGCUGCUGAUGCCGCGCCCCGCAGCCGUGCUCUGCAUCCUGGGAGCCGGCGUCCAGGCCCGCAGCCACUACGAGGCCUUCACGGAGCUGUUCGACUUCACGGAGGUCCGGCUGUGGAACCGCACGGAGCAGCGCGCGCUGCAGCUCGCCAGUUCCGUGGGCGGCGCCGUGCGCGUGUGCGGGACCGUGCGGGACGCGGUGUGCGGGGCUGACGUCAUCGUGACGGUCACCAUGGCAACCGCGCCGAUUCUCUUUGGAGAGUGGGUGAAACCGGGCGCCCACAUCAACGGGAAACUUCUGACUGAAACUGCUCCGGGUCUGCUUAUGGAGAACAUGAGGCCGUUGGUGGCUGGGGACGCUGUGCAGUUGUUUGUCCCAGGUUCUCACAUUGUGCUGUUCAGCGGUCGGGGCGAGCAGGCCGGACUGGAGGGAGCUGGACGACGCGCUGAUGAAGAGCUCGGUGCUGGUGGUGGAUUCCAGGGAGGCGGCGCUGGCGGAGUCGGGGGACGUGAUCCUGUCCGGGGCAGAGAUUUUUGCGGAGCUGGGGGAGCUGCUGAAGGGAACAAAACCGGCACAGCCCGAGAAAACCACCGUCUUCAAGUCUCUGGGGAUGGCAGUUGAAGACACCGUAGCUGCCAAGUUCGUGUAUGAUGCGUGGUCAGCUGGAAACUGACGGGAGCUCCGUGAUGCCAGCGGGGCCGUGACACAGCAGCAGAUCACCCGCACUUGGUUCCUUGCAUUUUGGUUAACAAGAUGAAUUCCGCCCAAACGCAGCUUUCAAGAAUGACAACUAACACUUCGUGGGACCUCCUGUGUUUUCUGUACCUGUAGGAGCCUGCAGCACUGCUGGCACUGUCUCGCACGCAGUGCUGUGGGUGGAUGUUGGCGCUUGCACUAACAGGGUCCUUCCACGCUUUGCUCUGCCCUCCCCAGUUAUUUAUGGUGCAGACCAGGGGUAGAUCUCAUGGUGUAACCGAUCUGUUCCUACUGCAGUAACAGAUGGUUUGGAGGCUGGAGCUCCACGCCUGGAGCUGGGAUGGUCUCCGUGCAGGGUGGGCUGUGAGCGGCUCCUUGGCUGGGAUCAGCCCCCCCCAUUUCCUGCCCGCAGCCCCCCCUGGUUUUCAUUAGGAGCACGUUCCCAGCAGGAGCCAUGUACGGAGCUGUGCCUCCAUACAGGUGGGCUUUGCCAUGGGAGACCUGGCUCAGACAGACUGUACUGGAUCCCUCCUUUGCUGCUUUUCCUGCCUGCAGUUUUGCCUUUUUCUUGCUGGAGGGACUCACCCAAAAUGUCAGUGCUGAAAAUGUGCUUUGAUUUAAUGUUUCCUUGUGUUAGCUGGGAGGUUUCCUCACUCACCCGUGGUGUCUGCAAGCUGUUCUCAAAGCGUCUUUGGGGCUGGAACACCAUCUGACUUUGGCCAGUAGAGCUUGUAGUGCACAGGGAGAUGGAUUCUAUGGCCAUGCUGUGUGUCCACUGGUAAUAGCUCUUAUCCCAGUGUCUGUGCUGGGCAGCAAUGUCUGUGCUCCUCCCUUGGCAGCGGAGCCAGGAGUGCUGUGCAGGAGGAAGGAUUCCCAUUCUGUGCUGUUAUGUGGUGGCUGCACAGCGGGUCGGGCAGCAGCUGAGAACAGCCCUGGCUGUGUCUGCAGCCCGUGUCACAGUGCAGCCGUGCAUGGGAGCUUUGUUUCUGCUGGUCUGCACCUUCCCAUGGGAUGGUCUGCCUGCCUGUGCCCUGCGAGAUGUGGGGGGGGUGAGGGGGGAAGGAGGCCGUGGAGCAGCGUAUGUGGGCACCUCGUUGGCAAGUAGGUACGUGUGGAAGGGGUCGAUGAGGACGGUGUCAGUGCUGCUGGUGGCAUCCGGAGCCAUGAGCCCAGUGCAGGGCAGUGGGGAGCAGCAGUGUGGAUUUGCAUGGUGGGUUUGGGUGGUGGGGAGCAGGGAAGGGGGAUCUGUUUGUGUGGGUAAAGGUGGGACUUGGCCGCUUUUGCUGCUUUUUUCUUUGUACUGAUUGUGAAGUGCUGAGAAACGUCUGGGCUGUUACUGCAGUGCUGGGGAGCAGGGGGGGCUGUGGGCACAGCAGUGCUAUCUGUGAGAGCCCCACGUCCGUAUGGGGCAGCGCUGUGGGGUGGCUGUGCAGCGUGCUGCCUGUGGUGCUGCUCGGUUCAUUGCUGCCUGCACUCUGCUGGUGUGAUCCUGGACAAGCAGCCCGUGCUCACAGCGUCUGUUUGCAGUGGGAGCCGCUGUGAGCCCAGCUUCAGAACAUGGGGCUUCCCACUGCCCCGAGGGGAGCCGGGCUGCUCAGCACAGUGGGGCCACUUGGAUGCCUCCCCAGGUCUUUGUAGUGCAAAGAACAGGCCUAACUGCUCUGCUUCCUUCUUGUACCAAUUAAGAGUCUCGAGAUUUGUUGCAACAAUCAUCUGUUAAAAUAAAAUAGCUCCUGUUUGA